UUCUCCGAUGCUAGCUUCGUGCAAGGUGACGGUGAUGGAAUCCUUGACGGCGCACCAACAUGCGUGUUUUUCCAUCUCCCGAAAAAUCCGAAAAACUACUACACUAGUACGACGUCAAGGCCGCAGAGCGGAAAGAGUGAGCAGAUGCAACAUCGCACACGCCACGAUUGGCGGCGCGCCUGGCGAUGCAUCGGGCUGAUGAGCCUGCGGUGUCUGAUUCACUGUCAUCAGUUGCCGUGUCCUUUGUCGCCUCUCGUGUGGUCAGCUGUGCUGGGGCAGUGCGGCCGAUUGCCGCCGGAUACUAGCAUCUCAACGUACUAUGCUGGCGCGGAGUUUUCUGCAGAAGAACAGGACGUGCCCCACUCUGCAGUUGUGCGACAGAUGCACACGCUACGUGCCAACCGGGGCGACACCUGGGCGCGCGAGCUGUUGAACUAUUUCCUGCACUGUCUUUCACUGUUUGACCCAAAUCGCGAGCGGUCGUACCGGUGGAUGCUGAGUUGUGUAGUUUUCGAACACAAGAUCAAGACUGCAGCACCAGUUCUUGGCGCUUUACUCCCGGUAGAGGUCGUAGCAGAUCUUUUUGAUGAUCUGUUGGACGAGCGAGCGCUUGCCUGGUUAAAGUACGACAGCCACGAGAUACUGCUGGUGGAAACGAUAACAGCAGGGAAAAUAGCACCAGGAGUAGAUACAGAAAUCACAUCAAAGUCAGAACAUCAGCAACAGGAGCAGGACGACCACGACGAGGCGAAGCCUGUUCGCCAAAGGUUUCACCAUCUCGGCCGCAGUAGUGGUCUUCUCGAGUGGGUGAUCUUGUGGGACAUUUACCUGCACUUUAUCGGGGAUUCAACCGAGCGGUGGGAUGCGUACAGCAGCUUUUCGGAGGGGCUCACCAUGUGUGGCCGGUUCGCCCGGCUCUUUACGCCAGCUGUGCUCGUCCGCAGUACGACGAGCGCUGCGGGGGCCCCGUUGUCAUCUUCGAGCUGUGUUUCUGUUGACAACAGAUCGCCGGCCCUCGGGCUCCAAUUUCUCCGGGUUUUCAUCAACGGGAAGAAUCUCUCGGGCAAGGCUGUGUUGGAAAACGUGGAGUUUCAGCCGGAAAUUGGCUACGAGAAACAACAAACGUUUUUCAAAUCAAUCCUCACGGACGACUUCACCCGGGCGGAACUGCAGAAGUUCCUGUCUUUCGCGAUCAGUGUGACCCAACUUCCCAUUUCUGGAAAAUUCCCGGGAAACCAGAAAUUGCUCAUCCGAUUUCUGGGGGAUGGGGAGGAAGACGUGCAGCGGCUCCCGGCUGCACACACUUGCACCUGGACCGUGGAUAUGCCCGUGUACGACACGAAGGCCGUGAUGCUUGCGAAACUGCGCCAAGCCAUUGAACUUGGGCCGCUACCCUUUGCAAUUUCCUAAAUUAGGAGCAGUCCAAAGGGGGUUUACAAACUCGGGGCGGUUCGCUCUUUGGCACUAGAUGUUGUGCAAAACACACGGUAGCGCGAGUGAAAGCGGGGGCGGCAGCUCCCUUGUCAGAUGAAAACGAGGCAAAUGCGUUCUUGAAUCUACAAAAGUGGCAACAAAGACAAAUGUCGCGUGUUCGUUACUGUUAGUUCAGGAGUUUUGGGAAAGUAGUUCAGUAAGCGAGGAGCACUAGCAGUCUAUCGAGUGCGGGCGUUUCGAGUGCAUCCCCUUCAAGGAGGAUUUCUUGCGAUAUCCAUGGGCAAGAACUACUCCUACAUCAACAUCUACACCCCAUGGUUGCGACGGGUGAGGUGAGUGAUAUAUUGAUCUUCCCUGGCUAUUCAAAAAGAUUAAGUGAACAUGAGUUGAUGUCAGCUUGACCCAACCUUAACGAUGAUGUAAGAUAAUGCGAAGAAGGAACACGCCAACGCCUGUCGUGCUUAAUAUGAGUCUGACAGCGUAGGACCCGCUCCACCAGCAUUUUUAUUGAUACGACGGGACUCGCAGAACUCACUCGUCGAGCUGUCGCUGCAGACGGCGCCGCGCGAUGGCGCACCGGGGCUGCAGCUUUUUCGACGCCCAAAAAA
Messenger RNA from Amoebophrya sp. A120, 2042 nucleotides. Lineage: Eukaryota; Dinophyceae; Syndiniales; Amoebophryaceae. The record is from the annotation of a GenBank genome assembly.